UGCAAGAGAAGGCUGAGGUACCACAAUGAUCAGAAGGCUGCUUUCUUUGAUUCUUAUAAGUACAUUGUCUGUGACCGAAGGGGAUGAGGGUCCUUUCCAGAGCUCUGUAACUGUGACUAAACUUGGAGAUAAUGUGACUCUGACAUGUAAAAUCCCUAGGGAUUAUGCUGGGUUGUCUUACUGGUAUAAGCUGAAAUUUGGAAACAUGAUUGAAACAAUUGCCUCAGGAAGUUUUGACAAAAUAUCACUAAAGGGACCAUUUAACAACUCAAGAUUCAAUGCCACAAAAGUGGGUGAUAUCUAUUCUCUUACCAUAACAAAUGCAACCAAAGAAGAUGAAGCAACUUACUUAUGCCAAGCAGGAACGGCAUACAAAAUGGAAUUUUUUAAUAGCACGCUUUUGGUCGUGGAUGAUACAAAAACGCUGCAGAAAUCUUUCACCGUGAAACAAACUUCAGACGUGGAGUCAAUACAUCUGGGUGAUACAAUGACUCUGCAGUGUUCGCUCCUCUCUGAGAACAAAGAUGACACAGAUCAGUGUCCAGAUGAAGACAAAGUGCACUGGUUUAAAGUUGCAUCAGAAUCCCACCCAGGCAGCAUUUACCACGGCAGUCUCAGAAAUAAAGAGGACGGGAGAUGUGACUACAGUCUGUCCAAAACUGUAACAAACUCAUCUGAUGCUGGGACGUACUACUGUGCCGUGGCGACAUGUGGACAGAUCCUGUUUGGUGAAGGAACUGUGGUUGAGAUAGGACAAAAGCGGGACCCGGCUGUCAUUGUGCUCGGCAUGCUGCUGGCUCUCUGUGUGAUUGUGAUCGCAGUUCUUAUUUUAUCCAGACACUAAAGGUUUUUCUUGCUUUGCUUUCUUAAAUUUAGAACAUUCAUGAUUUUUGGAACCAGAAUAUCAAAGAAAACAUUGCAGACAACAAAUUUUAAUCCAAUGAAUUAAUAAAACUGAUUAUGAAAUUAUUCCUUUUUAUACUCAUAUUGGCAUGCUUCAUUAAUGAAAACAUAUAAAAGGGCCAUGUCAUAGCAUAAUACAUCUGGUGGACUGGUUUUUGUUUACUCACUGUAGCUGUGAGACUAACAGUAGGAUAUUUGACUAACUGUAACAUACAAAAUGACAACUCUCGCAAAACUCCUUGAAUCAGCUGUUGUUUUUUUAUUUAGCACCAAAAAUUUUCAAUUAAAAUUGAAUUGAUUUGAAUGAAUUUGGUCAUAAAAAACAUUGUAUCAUUGUAUUGUUAAUGCAUUUAGUUAUUCUAUGCUAUAUUCUAUGUUACAUCUCCUAUAAUUCCCUCGAAGCACAGGCAGACGCAAGUGGUUUUCUGUCACUGGUUUAUUUGAAGACUUCUCUCCAAAGCCACCGUGAAAACUAUACAACAUUAACAAAAUAAAACUCAGCGUAAGACACAGCAGUAAAAACACUGUACAACAAACACGAUAAAUAAAUAAAUACCUCGUUGGCUGCAUGCUGCAAAAAGGGAAUUAGCCGCCGUUCUUCUGAGGUUUCUUUAACCGUUUAACCGUGUGUAGUUAAAGUCCACUUAACAUGUCUUUCAAUAAAAACCAUCCUUUCUGCGCGCUUACAGGUGUUUUUCUUCUUUUUACCCAAAGAGGAAACUAGUGCAACUUGUAAGCGAACUUGACUUUAAAAAUAAAAGCACCAAAACGUUGACUACAAAAAACAAACAAAGUAAUGUACAGCUUAAACAAUUUACAAUCAUGACAUGGAUCUUGACAAGAUAAAGAAAUAAUACAAAUUAUAUACAAUGUCAUCAUGGCAACAGCUACAUCUCCUUUGAUGAAUAAAGUACAUCCAAAUGAUAAAAGUCUACCUGUCUGUUCUCAUAAAACAACACAGUGUGUUUGCACCUCUCAAAGUGAAUAGUACUUUUACCUAUAUUUUUGUGUUUAUUGUUAUUGUACUUUUGCACCAAUCUCUGUCUUUAUUGUUAUGAAUGUAUAUGAUAGAUUAUGCAGCAAAUUCAUUUUCUUCUGCCACUUUGAACACCAGUCUUUACUACUACUACUUACUUUCU
Messenger RNA from Haplochromis burtoni (Burton's mouthbrooder), 2042 nucleotides. RefSeq names its product immunoglobulin kappa light chain-like. Gene Ontology annotation, biological process: response to bacterium. The record is from RefSeq and is a predicted model, not a curated record. Bases 26 to 844 code for a protein of 272 amino acids. NCBI's taxonomy places the organism in Eukaryota, Metazoa, Chordata, Actinopteri, Cichliformes, Cichlidae. The transcript is spliced from 4 exons.